UUGACAUGGCCGGUGAUGCUGCCGGGGGUGGCGACAGUGCUGGCGACUUGCAGCCGCAUCCGGUGUUGGAACAGCUCCCUGGCAUUCAGUAUUGCAUGAACAGCCCUCCUCCGUGGCCUGAAGCUAUUUUGUUGGGCUUUCAACAUUAUCUUUUGACUCUUGGAAUUACUGUUUUGAUUCCCAGUAUAUUAGUUCCUCAAAUGGGUGGUGGCAAUGAUGAAAAGGCAAGGGCAAUUCAAACCUUACUCUUUGUUUCAGGACUCAACACACUCUUGCAAUCUUUCUUUGGAACCCGACUUCCAAAUAUGGUUGUGGGAUCAUACGCAUUUUUAGUUCCUGCAACUUCUAUUCUCCUAUCCAAGAGAUAUAAUAAAUUUGAAGAUCCCCUUGAGAGGUAUGAACAGACAAUGAGAGGUAUACAGGGUGCUUUAAUUGCAACUUCAUUUUUCCAGAUGAUUGUGGGUUUCCUGGGCUUAUGGAGAAACGUUGUCAGGUUGAUUAGCCCACUGUCUGCAGUUCCCCUUGUAACUUCCACAGCAGUUGGCCUCUACCAUCUUGGUUUUCCGAUGCUGGGGAGAUGUGUUGAAGUUGGAUGUCCAGAGUUGAUUUUGAUGGUUUUUAUCUCACAGUAUGUUCCUCAUUUUAUGAAAUCAAAGAGGGCCAUAUAUGACCGAUAUGCAAUGUUAUUCUCAGUCCCAAUUGUAUGGUCAUAUGCACACAUUCUGACUGCUAGUGGUGUGUAUGAUGGCAAACCUCCGAACACCCAGAUAAGCUGCCGCACUGAUCGUUCUGGACUCGUUGGUGGCAGUCCUUGGAUACGAAUUCCUAGUCCAUUUCAAUGGGGGACGCCCACUUUUAAUGCAGGAGAAGCUUUUGCAAUGAUGGCGGCUUCCUUUGUUGCUCUUAUUGAGUCCACUGGUACAUUUAUUGCUACAUCAAGAUAUGGGAGUGCCACUCCCAUACCACCAUCUGUUAUCAGCCGUGGUGCUGGCUGGCUGGGAAUAGGAGUUUUGCUAAAUGGCUUUUUUGGUGCUGUAACUGGCUCUACCAUAUCAGUAGAAAAUGUUGGGCUAUUGGCAGUGACAAGAGUUGGAAGUCGAAGAGUCAUUCAAAUAUCAGCAGGGUUUAUGAUAUUCUUCUCUGUAUUAGGAAAAUUUGGAGCCGUAUUUGCCUCAAUACCUUUGCCAAUCAUAGCAGCUUUGUACUGUGUCUUCUUUGCCUAUGUUUUUUCUUCAGGGCUUGGAUUUCUCCAGUUCUGUAACCUCAACAGUUUCAGAACAAAGUUCAUCCUAGGCUUCUCCAUUUUCAUGGGCUUUUCAAUACCACAGUACUUAGAAGAAUAUCAACUAAGUUCCAGACCUGGUCAUGUCCACACCAAUUCUGGACCGUUUAAUGACAUGAUGACUGUCAUCUUCAUGUCAAACGCGACGGUUGCUGCUAUGAUUGCUUUGUUAUUGGAUACCACUCUUUCCUGGGGGAAAGAUGGUGGUAGCAACGAUAGCGGCUCACAUUGGUGGAGAAAGUUCAGUUCAUAUAAUUCAGAUGUGAGAAGUGAUGAAUUUUAUGCACUGCCAUUCAAACUCAAUAAGUUUUUCCCAGCUCAUUGACACUUGACAGUAAUGACUUGCAACUAUCAAUUGUGUUAAUCAGUAUUUGUCUUGGCUAUGAAAGUUUUUCUGAUGAUUUGCUAUA
Molecule: messenger RNA, 1692 nt
Organism: Vitis vinifera (wine grape)
Lineage: Eukaryota; Viridiplantae; Streptophyta; Magnoliopsida; Vitales; Vitaceae
Product: nucleobase-ascorbate transporter 7
Exons: 14
Coding region: 6-1607 (533 amino acids)
Biological process (GO): transmembrane transport
Cellular component (GO): membrane
Molecular function (GO): transmembrane transporter activity
Source: RefSeq, a predicted model, not a curated record